AUGGGCGAGCUGCCGCUCUUCAGGGCGCACACAGCCUUGCACCCAGACCACCUGUGGAUCUGGGAGAGGUCCGUGUACGUGGACGAGAACCAGCGCACCUGGCUGCCCAUAACCAUCGAGACGGAGAGUAGCCUCCAGGUACUCAUGCGUCAGGAGGAUGUGUCCCUGGGGGAGGCUGUGUGCCCCAGCCUACUAGCCCCAUGCCCGCUGCCUUCCAUGUGGCAGCUCUACCCUGGAAGAAGAUACCGAGGCUCAGACUCGAGUUUCUGGCGCAUAGUGUACCACAUCGAGUUCAGUGGCAAGGAGGACAUGCUCCUUGAGCAGCUGCCGGACCUAGAAGAUGAGUGA
Molecule: messenger RNA, 348 nt
Organism: Mirounga angustirostris (Northern elephant seal)
Lineage: Eukaryota; Metazoa; Chordata; Mammalia; Carnivora; Phocidae
Gene: TCL1A
Product: TCL1 family AKT coactivator A
Exons: 3
Coding region: 1-348 (115 amino acids)
Biological process (GO): positive regulation of peptidyl-serine phosphorylation
Molecular function (GO): protein serine/threonine kinase activator activity
Source: RefSeq, a predicted model, not a curated record